Molecule: messenger RNA, 1054 nt
Organism: Scophthalmus maximus (turbot)
Lineage: Eukaryota; Metazoa; Chordata; Actinopteri; Pleuronectiformes; Scophthalmidae
Product: histone H1.11L-like
Exons: 1
Coding region: 63-698 (211 amino acids)
Biological process (GO): nucleosome assembly
Cellular component (GO): nucleosome
Molecular function (GO): structural constituent of chromatin; DNA binding
Source: RefSeq, a predicted model, not a curated record
ACGUGCAUCAGUGUCCUCGCCCUCAGUUGAACCGUCGAGCUCUCGAACCAACAACCGACAAAAUGACCGAAACCGCUCCAGCCGCCACCAGCGUCCCGACCGCCGCUCCGGCCAAGGCCCCGAAGAAGAAGGCCGCCGCCAAGCCCGCGAAGAAGGCCGGACCCGGCGCCAAGGAGCUGAUCCUGGAUGCCGUGACCGCGUCCAAGGAGAAGAAGGGGAUGUCCUACGUGGCGAUGAAGAAGCAUCUCGCCGCGAAGGGCUACGACGUGGAGCACAAGACCGUGCUCGUCAAACGCGCCAUCAAGAGCCUGGUGGACAGCGGCGCCCUGGUGCAGCUCAGGGGAUCCGGAGCGUCCGGCUCUUUCAAGGCGAAGCCCGCCGAGAAGCCCAAGAAGGCGGCGAAGAAAGCCGUCGCCGCCCCUGCGCCGAAAGCCAAGAAGGCGGUGACCCCCAAGAAAGCGGCCAGGAAGCCCGCGGCCGCCAAGAAGGCAAGGGCGGCCAAGGCGUCCCCCAAGAAGACCGUGAAGAAAGCUCCGGCCGCGAAGAAAGUGCCCGCCAAGAAGGUGCCGAAGAGCCCGAAGAAGGCCACGAAGAAGGCCGCUUCGCCCAAGAAGGCGGUGACCCCCAAGAAGCCUGCGAAGAAGGCGGCGAAGCCCAAAGCCAAGAAGCCCGCGGCCAAGAAACCCGCCAAGAAGUAGACGAGACCGAACUUUACCCAACAACCAAACGGCUCUUUUAAGAGCCAACACCCGCUUCUGAUGAGUCUCAUGACCUCGAGUUAUUAAGAAAUUGAUCCGUUUAUUAUUAUUAUCCAUCAUUUGAUGUACUACAGAUCGAUGAUGUGAAGAUGUUUACUACUGUGAGCCUGAGUGGCGUUCACGAACACUCAGGACUUACUGUUCUCUCAGGGGCUUCGGAAUAGGAUUAGAAUUAUUUAUAUAUUUAUAGCAACAUUUUAUAAGUUGCCACAACAUGUUUCAGUUAUAUAUUUGCUCACUAAUGAUGCUGGUACUAUUGAAUUUAAAAAAAAAUUAUAAAUAUAUUUUAAAGUUUA